AUGGGUAGCAGCGACAUUGAGACGUACAACGAGAAGGGCCUCGCGCCCGCUGCGGGCCACGACAGGGUUGCCUCCCCUUCGCACGAUAAGAAGGGCGACCUCUGGGUAGACGACGUCAAAGUCGUCGCCGCGGACGAGGAUGCCGAGAACGCCGCUCACAACUACGGUAUCCACGCCACGGCCGAGGAGUUGGCGGAUGCAGAGGAGAAGAUCGGUGACAUGAGCUUGGAGAAGUGCAAGAAGAUCAUGCACGAGGUGCUUCUUAUGCACCAGCACGACCAGAACUUCUCCACCGAGCUCGUCAACAAGAUCAAGCAGCUUCUCUACGACCCGGACGUCACUGAGCACCCGGAGAGGCACGCCAACCUUAUCCACGCGAUGAAGCUGGAGGCCGUCAUGGCUACCGAGAACUCGCCCUACGAAAUUGUCCGUGGUGUUGUUGACAACUUUGACGACCCUUCCAUCCCCAGUCUCACCUUCCGUACUUGGUUCAUCGGUCUGCUCUUCGCUGGCAUCAUCGGUCUCGUCAACCAGCUUUUCAGCAUCCGUUACCCCUCUAUCGCCAUCUCUGCCUACGUCGGUCAGCUUGUCGCCUUCCCGCUGGGUAAGCUGCUCGAGAAGAUCAUGCCCACCAAGAGGUUCAACCUCUUCGGUUGGCACUUCUCGUUCAACCCGGGUCCUUUCAACAGGAAGGAGCACAUGCUUAUCACCAUCAUGUGCACCAUCGUUCAGAACCCUCCCUACACCGGCAACAUCAUCCUGGCCCAGGCUCUUCCGAUCUACUUCAACCAGCCCUACGCUAGGACUUUCGGCUACCAGCUCGUCAACACCUUGGCCUCCAACUUCCUCGGCCUCGGCAUGGCCGGCCUCUUCCGCCGCUUCAUUGUCUACCCCAGCUUCUGUGUUUGGCCCGUUCAGCUUGCGACCCUCGCCUUGAACAAGGCCUUCCACCAGGACGACUCGGCUGCCGUUGCGGGUCCUUUCAAGCGCUUCUACUACAUGAGCCGUCUCAAGCUGUUCUACUGGGCCUUUGGAAUCUACUUCGUGUGGUUCUGGUUCCCCAACUUCAUCGCUCCCUUCAUGAACUCGUUUGACUGGAUGGCUUGGAUUGCGCCCGACAACAAGAACUACGUCGCCAUGGUCGCUGUGGGUGGCGCUGGUCUCGGACUCAACCCCUUCCCCACGAUGGACUGGUCGCAGGUUCAGGCUAUUCUUUCUACCCUUACUGUUCCGCUCUUCUCCGUUGCGAACCAGUUCCUCGGCGUCGUUCUUGGAAUGUUCCCCAUCAUUGCGCUCUGGUACACCAACACGUGGCAGACUGGUCGUUUCCCCAUCCUCGACAACCACACCUGGACCAACACCGGCAAGCCGUACAACGUGACCAUGGUCACCGACUCUAUGGGCAAGCUCGUCGAGGAGAAGUACCAGGCCUACUCGGAGCCGUGGAUGGCCGCCUCUAACCUCAUCAUCUACUUCUUCUUCUUCGCCGGUUACUCGUCUAUGGUCACCUACACGCUUCUCUACCACCGUCACGAGAUGGCCAUCGCCUUCAGGGAGUCUUGGAAGGGCCUGAAGAGGAGCCUCAGGAGGAACAAGAACUACGACGAUGAGGAUGAGGUCAACCUUGCCGAGGACGUCCACAUGCGCCUCAUGCGUGCCUACCCCGAGGUCCCCGAGUGGUGGUACCUCAUCAUCUUCCUCAUUUCCUUCGCUCUCGGCAUUGUCGGUAUUGCGGCCUUCCCUACAGGUGUCAGCCCCGCCAUCGUCGUGUUCGGAGUGGUGCUGGCUCUCAUUUUCACGAUUCCUACCGGUCUGGUGAGCGCCGUCACUGGAGGCAACAUCACCCUGAACGUUUUCGCCGAGUUCGUUGGUGGAGCCCUCGUUCCUGGUGAUGCUUUGAGCAUGAACUACUUCAAGAUGUACGGUUACAUUGUCUCGGCUUAUGCCAUCAACUUCUGUGGUGACCUGAAGCUGGCCCACUACACGAAGAUCAACCCCCGCCACACUUUCGUCACCCAGAUGGCCGCCACCCUCCUCGCGUCCUUUGUCGCUUGCGCCAUCUUCAACUUCCAGAUGUCGUUCAAGGACGUCUGUACGCCGGAUGCUGAGUGGGGCAUGAUCUGUCCCGGUGAGAACACGUUCUUCACUGCUGCUCUGUUCUUCGGUCUCACUGGACCUAGGCGCAUGUUCGGCAAGGGCGGACGCUACAUGCUCCUCCUGCUCGGCUUCCCCGUCGGCGUUUUCGUCACCCUCGCCGUGUACCUCGUUCAGAAGUUCUUCCCCAGGAACAAGUACAUGCGUUCGCUGCACCCGGUCAUGCUCUUCUUCGGACCCCUCAACUACUGGCAGUACCCUUACAACCUGUCCCACAUGUGGCUCUGCUUCAUCUGGACCUGGGUUUCUUGGGGCUUCGUCAAGAGCCGCUGGCUGGCGUUCUGGAACAAGUACAACUUCGUCCUCGCUGCCGCGCUCAACUGUUCGAUUGCCAUUGCCGCUCUGGUGCUCUUCUUCUGCGUGGAAGUUCCUGGCGCUCAGAUGCCCGACUGGUGGGGUACCACUGUCGUCUCGAGCGUCAAGCGACCCGUUCGUAUCGAGGAGCUUCCCGCGCGAGGCUACUUCGGCCCCGAGAAGGGCACUUUCAACUAA
This is a messenger RNA of Trichosporon asahii var. asahii CBS 2479, 2646 nucleotides long. RefSeq names its product OPT oligopeptide transporter. The coding region runs from base 1 to 2646 and encodes 881 amino acids. NCBI's taxonomy places the organism in Eukaryota, Fungi, Basidiomycota, Tremellomycetes, Trichosporonales, Trichosporonaceae. Gene Ontology annotation, molecular function: oligopeptide transmembrane transporter activity. The record is from RefSeq and is a predicted model, not a curated record. Gene Ontology annotation, biological process: transmembrane transport. The transcript has 3 exons.